This is a messenger RNA of Colletotrichum scovillei, 4458 nucleotides long. RefSeq lists its product as uncharacterized. The transcript is spliced from 4 exons. Lineage: Eukaryota; Fungi; Ascomycota; Sordariomycetes; Glomerellales; Glomerellaceae. Gene Ontology annotation, molecular function: protein serine/threonine kinase activity; ATP binding. The record is from RefSeq and is a predicted model, not a curated record. Gene Ontology annotation, biological process: protein phosphorylation; intracellular signal transduction. Gene Ontology annotation, cellular component: cytoplasm. Bases 38 to 2464 code for a protein of 808 amino acids.
CACCAUUGCGGGCAAGAGUCGGCGGGUGGCACCUGGCAUGGGCAGGCAGAUGGAAAAAGAAGGGGGGUCAGGAAGCCUGAAGGUGCAGAACAGCCUGGCACAAACGAGACGAGCCAGGGAGCUUCUUGGCAGCCACUCCACCUCACCAGUCCAUGUUCCCCUCCACAAUCCACAUCCAACUUCGUCAUGCCCACUUGAGUGUGGUCCAAAGGCUUGCUCCGGCCACAACCCCAUUCAAACAAAACGACCUGAGCCCCCCCCAUCCCCCCUCCCGACCGACAAUAUGGCUUCCGGUUUCGAUGAGGAGGAGCUCCAUAUCAGUCUCUCGCCCUCCCAGAUCCGACGACGCUCCCAGCAGCACGGUGCCGCCUCCGAUGCUGCCGCCUCCGCCGCCGGCCAUCACGAACUCCAACCGCCUGUGCCCGGUGCCGUAAACAUCGCCAAUAUGGGACCGCCCGUCGAUACCACCGCCCCGCUGCGGGAGAAGAUCAAGACGGAGCAGCGCAUUGGUGCCUACAAGAUCAUCAAGACCUUGGGCGAGGGCUCCUUUGGAAAAGUGAAGCUGGCUAUCCACAAUGGUACUGGCCAACAGGUCGCUCUCAAGAUAAUCGCGAGGAAGAAGCUCAUCAGCAGAGAUAUGGCUGGUCGCGUGGAGCGUGAGAUCGAAUACCUACAGCUUCUGCGGCAUCCUCACAUUAUCAAAUUAUACACUGUUAUCAAGACCCCCAACGAGAUCAUCAUGGUCCUUGAAUAUGCAGGCGGAGAGCUUUUCGACUAUAUAGUGCAAAACGGCCGGAUGAAGGAGCCUGAGGCGCGUAGAUUCUUUCAACAGAUGCUAUGCGCCGUCGAGUACUGCCACCGACACAAGAUCGUGCAUCGAGACCUGAAGCCCGAGAACCUUCUUCUGGACGAUAACCUCAAUGUCAAGAUUGCCGACUUUGGUUUGAGCAACAUCAUGACGGACGGAAACUUCCUGAAGACGAGUUGCGGUAGUCCAAAUUAUGCCGCACCCGAAGUCAUUGGUGGCAAGCUUUACGCUGGCCCGGAGGUGGAUGUGUGGAGUUGUGGCGUGAUUCUUUACGUCCUGCUAGUGGGCAGACUCCCCUUUGACGAUGAGCAUAUACCCAGUCUCUUCGCAAAGAUUGCACGCGGCACAUACAGCAUACCGCAGUGGAUGAACUCUGGUGCUGCAGGCCUCAUAAAGAAGAUGCUGGUCGUCAAUCCUGUGCAACGUGCCACUAUUGAUGAUAUCCGUCAGGACCCCUGGUUCAUGACUGACCUGCCGCCUUAUCUGGCGCCGCCGGUCGAGGAGUUCUUCAACACAGGCGUGGACCCUAACAAGGCCAUCCAGAAGAGUGACAUUGCACCCAAUGCCCCCCCUAGAGUCCAGGAGAAGUUGCACAACGAGGUCACAGAGAAGAUCAGUAAGACCAUGGGUUACGGAAAGAAGGACGUAGAGGAGGCUUUGCAGGCUGCGGAACCGUCGGCCAUUAAAGACGCGUACAUGAUUGUUCGCGAGAACAAACUCAUGCAAGUGAAUGAGGCUAUGUCAUCACUUUCAGUAGAUCAAGAUGGCUCUAGUAGUCCACUCCCAAGUGCAUCAUCCGCGAGGUCGGGUGGCUCAACCGUCGGUGGACAACGACCCUACAUCAGCAAGAUCGGAAUUCUGCCGAGCAGUUUGCCAACCUAUCAUAAAGAGUACAUGGAGCGUGAGAAGGCUGGCCCCGAGGACCAUCCGGCGCCAACAAUCGUCGUCAACGAGCCAGGCUCAUCUGCCCGCACGGAUGCAGAAAGGGAAGAGACAGCAAGGCAUCUCAAGCCUCACUCCAGGAACAGUCAGGUCAGACUCGACGAUUCUAGCAAACGGCCACAAGGCAUGACGCCCGUCGUUCAGGCGAAGAAGACAAAGCCUGUGAGGUGGCAAUUCGGUAUUCGCUCGCGCAAUGCGCCUUGGGAAGCCCUCUUGUGUAUUCACAAGGCCUUGAACAAGCUCGGAGCGACCUAUGUGCCAGACGAAGACUAUGAGAAAGUCCACGGCAACGAGGCCGAUCAACCCAGCAACGACGGUAGCUUCGUGGAGGAAUACGCUCCGCAGGGGGCCAAUGAUUCAACCAGCAGUAUUGAUCCUCUCAAGCGAUAUAAGCUACCAGCCGACCCCUGGCAUAUCAAGGUCCGAUGGGAGACGUCGACACUGCAUCAGGCCUCAGGAACCCCCACAGAGGGUAGCAAGACCCCAGAUAGCUUUCAUGUUGUUGGCGAUGAUGAGGGCAAGCGUGAUUUUGUAGCCUUGCACGUGGACAUCCAAAUAUACGAGAUGGAACACGGCGUCUAUCUCGUGGACUUCAAAUGCUCUGGCUACGAGACGGCCGACAAGAGACUGCUCGAAGAAAAGGAUGUCACAAGUCCUUUCCCUUUCCUAGAUAUGGCUGCUAGGUUGAUAAUGCAACUAGCCGAAGCAGACUGAAGAUCCGUCUUGGUUGAUCCGUUAUCCCUCGAGGAUGUUUACUCCCCUCCGUUUUCUUCAGGGGGUUAACUUGGGAAGUACUUUGAAAACGGUGGGCUCAGCGAUAGACAUGGGAAGACAUGCCGAUCGAUCGGUCAUGUCACAGCGUUAGGAUAUGCGAACAAGGGAGUUUUGGUACGGGGGAGAGGGAUGGUGUGUGGUGUUCUUUUUGGUUUCUUUUGGGGCAGUACACAGCGGCAGCAGAAGAGCGUGGCUCUGGUCCAGUCGUCUCAGCUGAGGCGAAAGCGGAAUCGUGUGUUUCCACACCACCAGGUCGAGAUCUAGAGGACAUCGGGUUGUACUCGAAACGAGGCGUGGGGGUGAAUUAGACACACUAUUUUGCAUCACGAAUAGGAGUUGAAUUCGUCAAGCAUCAUAUCACCACGGCGCGACCACGGCAUCAUUACGAGAACUUUGUCCAUCUCGGAGACCAACUCGAGCCCGAGACCCCUUACAGCCAGUGCAUCAAUCGGCGGCCACGGCACCGAAGCAGAGCCUCACGAUUUUAGAGUCCGGGACUAACACGCCGCGAAAUAUGAAGCUCCAAAGCGCAAAGGCGGCGAGGAUCUUGGCUCAAAUUGGCAGCCAGCUCCGUGGUGUGUGUCCUAGAGACGAUCAUCACUAUUCAGACCUACGGAUCCCGCACUCAAGAUCAAAUCGAAAUGCUGACCCCUCGGGCGUGUUUUAGCAGAGCCUCAUGGAAACAAGCGCCAAGAAAAGGAUUGAACUAUAAACUUUGGAGACUGCCCUGAAUUGUGUCCGUAUUUCGUACACGGGGGACGGGCAGAGGAAUGCAAAAGUCGAGACCGAAUCCUUUUCUGCUCAAAGCAGAAUCCACCUCCGUCCGCGAGUCCUGUGCGGUGUGCCACGAGAAAGUCAAAAAAGAGGAAGGCAGUGGGCAGGGAGACAGGCAGCGGCAAUGGACCCUGAAAGGGGUAAGUGUCAGUUUCAACGAACCAUGACGGUGAUUCCUCUCCCCUCCCAGCACAGGUGGGUGGGUGAAUGUUUAUUCGCCCUGGAUGGAGGCCCUGGACAACUGAUAGAGGCCCUGGAUGAGAAAGACGGCCCCCCGCCCACAGGACUCGGGUCUUGGGACGUCGCGGACCACUUCAGACGAUACACUCUGGGGCUCGGGACGGGAACUCCAGACGAUACACACGGAAUGGGGAGGGGUUUGAUUACGUACGUCCCCUCCUGUGCCGAAGGUGGAAUAUUGACGACGACAUACGACGACCACGUCGGCCACCACCGCCACCUAACAUCCCGCCGACCGAGGGCGCGUUUCGGCGAGUUGUAAGUUUCGGUGGAGAUUAUGGAGUCCUUUUUACGGCAACGGUCGAUAAUCUCCGGGACAGCCGGCCUUUGCCAUCCCGCCGGAAUCCGAUUGAGAAACCGGCAUUCCCGCCUUUUGCUUGCGACUGCGAGUCGCGAACCUGCAGAAGCUCACACGACACAAUACCGGACGUGGAGAUGCCAAGAAAUGGGAUGCGGGUCACUUGGCAGCAAGGUCAAUACUGAGUCUUCGAAUACUCUCUGUUUCUCUUUCGCUCUCGAGGUUCGGAGGAAUACCAUGCUUAGCUUCGAAUCGGCUUUUGAGGAAACUUUCUGCCUCGGAUCGGAUAUUUUUCUUCCAUAGUAUGGUAUCCGUGGUAGCAGCCGCAGUCAGCAGCAUUGAUCAAGGCAGGGCGCUUGCUUUUCGUCUUAGUGAUGCUGACAAUAUCACAACUUACACGUAUUCCUGGUGCCGCGCAUCGCGCAUCGCGGAAUCACGGACUUCUCGCCGUUCAAUCUAUAUCCAAGCCAACGAUCAUCGUCCGUGUCCGUGUAUCCAUACUACGGUACUACCGUACGGAUAGUGUAGGGUUCCCUUGGUCCCCCUCUUUGAGGGUCCAUCCAGUGCAAGAUUUCCCAGGGAAACAACGGUCGCAACUCUGCAGUUAAGGACGACACCCAGC